AUGAGGUUGUUGCUCACUAUAGUGUUAAUGUCGUACGCUGCAGAAGGUGCAAAAAAGUUUGAAGGGACGUUAAGGUCGGCAGUGGAUGCCCCCCCACAAGAUAAUCUUGCAAUAGAAUCUGCAACACCAGAACCAGCAGUGGUAGCUGCUCCUGAAGACUACAAAAAUCCUGGAGCUCUGGCGCCGCCAACAGACGCCGCUUCAGAAGAAGCAGUCGAUCCACCAGUAUCUGCACCAGAAACAGCCUCCGGAGGAGUUCCACCCUCAGCUCCUAGUGGAAUUUCUGCUCCUUCCGCACCCGCAAACUCGUUAGAAGAAUGCGAUCCUGAGAUGAUUGGAUUUGAACUUGUCACUGGGUACGUGUUUUCUGCGCCGUCUCACAUCCUAGACGAUAUCCCCGGCACACUUAUGCUGACCGACUGCCUAGAGCAGUGCCAGGCCAACGAUACUUGUCGCGCAGUCAACUAUGAGACUGGCCUCUGCGUUCUCUUUAGUUCUGACGCUGAUCAACUACCUGGUGCGUUGACGAAGUCGCAGUUUCCUGUGUUCACGAUUUACGCACAAAAAUCCUGUCUCGGCGUGCGGCCUUGUGAAAGGGCCUGGUGUUUUGACCGUGUACGUGGCUACCAUCUCAAAGGACGCGGCAAAAAGACACACACAGUCAGUUCCAGGCAGAUGUGUCUUGACCUCUGUCUCGGAGAAAACGAGUUUGUUUGCAGAUCCGCGAAUUACAACAACAAAACUGGAGAAUGCGUUUUGUCUAACAUGGACCGCAUUACUUUAGCAGGAACAAACUCCUUCCAACCAAACGAAGACACGGACUAUUUGGAGAACAACUGCGUUGAAGAACCAACAAAACUUUGCGAAUUCAAGAAAAUGGGUGGGCGCAUCCUAAAAACAGUGGACUCUGUGUAUCAAGAUGUUCAAACCAUUGAGGAAUGUCGUGAGCUUUGCCUGAACUCGCCUUUCCGUUGUCACUCAUACGAUCAUGGUGAUACCGGUGACCACGUAUGCCGUUUGUCUCAUCACUCUCGAGCUACUCUUGCUGAUAUUCAGGAUCCAUACUUAGAAGUCCCUGAAGCAGCUACUUAUGAGCUAUCGUCAUGUUACAAUGUAUCUAUUGACUGUCGAGCUGGAGAUAUGGUAGCUCGUAUACAAACCUCCAAGCUAUUCGACGGCAAGAUCUACGCUAAGGGUAGCCCUAACUCUUGUGUUGUUGAUGUUAACCAGAGUCUUGAAUUUGAAUUACACAUGGGAUAUAACAACAUUGAAUGUAAUGUUAAGCAAAAUGGACUUGGCAGAUACUUAAAUGAUGUAGUUAUUCAGCAUCAUGACACCAUCGUUACGUCGUCUGAUCUUGGUUUAGCCGUGACCUGCCAAUAUGAUUUAACUAACAAGACUGUAGCAAACGAGGUAGAUCUCGGUAUUCAUGGAGACAUCGUUACUGGUCUCUCAGAAGAGGUCAUUGUCGACUCACCCAACGUGGCCAUGCGCAUUACAGACAGAAAUGGCGACGACACUAUUGCAUCUGCAGAAGUUGGAGAUCCUUUGGCACUCCGUUUUGAAAUUAUGGACCCCAAUUCGCCAUUCGAGAUCUUUGUCCGCGAGCUUGUCGCUAUGGAUGGUGUUGAUUCGAGUGAGAUUACUCUAAUUGACAGCGAUGGUUGCCCCACCGAGCACUUUAUUAUGGGACCCGUGUCCAAAUCUGCCAACAGCGGAAAGAUGCUGUUGUCAAACUUCGAUGCCUUCAAAUUCCCGUCUUCAGAAGUUGUUCAGUUCCGUGCUUUGGUAACUCCGUGCAUGCCCACGUGUGAACCAGUGCAGUGUGAUGGUGGGCCGAACGAACUCCGCUCCGUCAUGUCUUACGGACGUAGGAAGAGACGUUCAACUCCUGCUGCACCCACCGAUGAUAUGCUCCUUGUGCAAACAAUUCAGAUCACCGACAAAUUUGGAUUCGACAAGCAGCGCGCCAAGAACGUCACCGAGGAUUCAGUUUACGUCAGAGAGACUGACGUCACUUGUGUCAACGCGGCAGGUGCUAUGCUCGCGGCAGCUGCGUUCCUAGCAGCCCAACUAGUCGUAUUAGCAGCGUGGACCUGCAGUUGGCAGCGACGACGUGCUGCCGCGAAAGCGGCUGAAUUACUCCCAGGUCCUAACGCUCCUUCUGCCCUUUGCAAAGUCUAUGAUGCCAAUUUUUCUCGUGCACAUCAGAGGCACUUCUAA
Molecule: messenger RNA, 2223 nt
Organism: Arctia plantaginis
Lineage: Eukaryota; Metazoa; Arthropoda; Insecta; Lepidoptera; Erebidae
Source: the annotation of a GenBank genome assembly